AAAUUGAAAUAGUAUAAAACUUGUUUUCAGUAAUUCUACCGACAAAUUAAUCUGCUAAAAUGGACCAGUUUAUAGGCAAAUUCGUGCAGACCUCAAUUGAUAAUAUGGACGCUUAUUUAAAAGAGUGCGGACUGGCGGACAAAAUACAAAGCUAUAACUCAAAACCACGGGUACUGGAGGUGAGCAAAUUGGGCGCUGUCUACACGAACACGAUUAUCGUCGACGAUCUUACCUUCGUUAACGAGUUCAAAUUGGACAAGGAGUUCGACGCCACCCUACCGGACGGCACGCCCUGCCGGGCGGUCGUGACGCUGGACGGCAAUCGACUCGUGGAGACACGGAGUCGACGCGGCGUUAAAGAGAUUGAAAUUUAUCGCGAGUUUAUCGACAAUGAGCUCCGGAUGGUCCUCAAUGUGGGGCCCGUUGUCGCUGUGGUCACAUUCUCGCGCCAGUAGACAGUAAUGUCAGCAUGGUGGAUUAGUAGAUUAGAUGUUUGUGACAAUGUUCUAUAGAAAUCAUACUAAAUUCCUUUCGAUUGUCAC
Messenger RNA from Oppiella nova, 542 nucleotides. NCBI's taxonomy places the organism in Eukaryota, Metazoa, Arthropoda, Arachnida, Sarcoptiformes, Oppiidae. The record is from the annotation of a GenBank genome assembly.